AAGUAUAGACGAAAACUUGGACGAGCCCAACCGGUGGCUCUAUUCUACCACGUAUUACUUUGUCUAGGCCGGGCGUAGCGUGCAGCGGCCGUCUGCGAUGUAUAUAAAGCGAUGCUGUUCCUAUUGAGUGUAUUGUAGCUUUCGUUGAUUUGAACAAGACUAGAACGUUUGAGUCUGCGCGCUCCUCAGGAGAAUCCCCAUCUCGUGCAACAGCGACGUCGCCACGGCGUUCAGGACAGGUCACUACAUAUGAGCAACCAUGUCUUUGACGGACGGUGAGAAGGCGGCUGCCGCGUCCACCUGGCGUGAGAAGGAUUUGAAAGGUCGCUUCAAUUGGGAAACUACGUCAGAUGAGAUAGCGAAUGUUUUCGCAGAUCGUAUCAAAGAUAAAGUAGUUGUAAUAACCGGUAUUGGGCCUGGUGGAAUUGGUGCCGACGCUGCUCGAGCAAUAUUCAAAAAGUCCCCAAAGUUAUUGGUUCUCGCAAGUCGAACGCAUUCGAACAUACAGGCCGUCAUCCAAGAACUAGAGCCCCUGGGACAGACGGACAGUAUCAGAGCACUGCAACUCGACUUGGCAAGUCAAAAAAUGGUUCGUAAGGCCGCAGCUGAGCUGCUCGAUAUGACGCCGGUUGUCGAUGCGCUCAUCAACAAUGCGGCAGUCAUGGCUACUCCCACAUUCCAGACAACUGAGGAUGGUCACGAGUUGCAGUUCGGUGUCAAUCAUCUAGGCCACUUUACGUUUACGAAUCUGAUCAUGCCGGCCUUGCUUAAGUCGAAUGGAGGUGCUUCAGUAGUUAACGUCAGCAGUGCCGGUUCUCGUGCAGGAGGGGUACGAUUUGAGGAUCCAAAUUUCGGUAUGGGCAAGGAGUACGAGAAAUUUCUCGCAUAUGGACAAUCAAAAUCUGCGAAUCUCCUCUUUUCAGUCGCGUUGGCGAGGAAGUACGGCAAAGUGGGCCUUCGCUCGUUUGGUGUCGACCCAGGAGGUUGUGGUGGAACAAGACUUGCAAGAGAAAUAUCAUUACAAGAAAUGAUAGAUCGUGGAUGGCUCAUGCCAAAUGGAAGCCCGAACCCGGACUGGGUUCCUCCCAAAAGCGUACAGCAAGGUUCAGCCAGCUAUCUUUUGGGUGCGUUUGAUCCAAGCCUUGCGGAUAGCAAUGGUGCUGUGCUCGCAGCAUGUAAUGUCGAUUCGUCGUUUCCACCCCAUGCCGUGGACCCCACAUUUGCGGAGAGGCUCUGGACGUUGAGCGAGAAUCUGGUCGGAGAAAAGUUUGAUUGAUGGGAAGGCUGAUUCAUUAUAAGCCACAUGGGAGUGCACAUCAGCCCAACGAUUUCUCCGACGCAAAGUCGGUGUAUCGUGGGGAAAUAAAUCUGGCCAUGAGGUUCUAAGCAGUACCGAUGCCGACUCAAGGAAGAAUCUAGAUGCCGACGACAGUGUGACAAUGAUUCGAGUUUGAGACGCCAUGGAGCAGAGUACAAUGACAUUGGCACAUCAAGGUUUAUCCUAGAGAUCCUUGAGUUUGCCUAACGUAUAUAGGGCGUGACAGUUGAGGGUUCUAGACGCAGCAGUUAGCUCGUAAGCUCAGACUU
Messenger RNA from Pseudovirgaria hyperparasitica, 1587 nucleotides. RefSeq names its product NAD(P)-binding protein. Lineage: Eukaryota; Fungi; Ascomycota; Dothideomycetes; Acrospermales; Acrospermaceae. The transcript is spliced from 3 exons. The record is from RefSeq and is a predicted model, not a curated record. Bases 260 to 1276 code for a protein of 338 amino acids.